Molecule: messenger RNA, 4202 nt
Organism: Acanthaster planci (crown-of-thorns starfish)
Lineage: Eukaryota; Metazoa; Echinodermata; Asteroidea; Valvatida; Acanthasteridae
Cellular component (GO): cytoplasm
Molecular function (GO): protein binding
Source: RefSeq, a predicted model, not a curated record
UCCUAAUUAGUCCUCCUCUCCCCCAUCAAAGACGUGAAAUGCUUUCAGCUCUUGCCCAAAAUGCAGGGAUUUCCCUAAAUCAGCCCCUCAUCAAUGUUAGACUUUUCAUUUUUCCUGUUUUUGAAGGAGAGAGAGAGAAGUGCACAGAUGAUAUCCUUUACAAACUUUUUUGUAAUACCUCUUGAGGAACUAAUUGUUUAAUCCAACGCGCACCUGCUGUAAUUCCUCUGUAACAACGCAAGCACACAUACAAAGGAUACAGCAAACUCCUCUACAUGAAUUGUUCGCAGGAUGGCGACAGCAGAUGAUCACCAAGCACAAGGAGUAAAAGCGGACGACAGCGCAUAUGAAGGUUUCUUUGCAACUACUGACCUCCAGCCCAGGGAGGUAGAACGACGAAAACAAGACCAAAACUGGGACAUACUGCAGUCUGAGGGCAAAAUUUCUUCCAAAACGUUGUCCCUAUCUAACUGCGACCUUAAGCAACUACCACGUGAGGUUCUACAUAUGACAGAGCUCAGCAGACUGUACCUGACCUACAAUGACUUGGGCGAGCUGCCUGAUGUCUUCUUCAAGCUGAAAAACCUGACCAUCCUGAAUCUGGGCUUCAACAUUUUUCGGCAUAUUCCGCCUGUGAUUUUCGAGCUGAAAAAUCUGGUGGUACUGGUCAUGAAGAACAAUGGGGUGACACAUGACCGAAUAGGCAAAGGUAUCAGCCGGUUGACAAACCUGGAAGAAAUCUACCUGGACAACAACAAGCUGGAGGCAUUUCCAGAGAAACUCUGUGACCUUCCAAGGUUGAGAAUCCUGCAGCUUUCCAAUAAUGCCAUUUGCAAGAUUCCAGACAGAAUCAGCAAAAUGAAGAAGUUGCAAUAUCUCAACAUGCGAUCUAACCGACUGACGGUGGUUCCUAAAACUGUUGGAGAGCUACAGUCCCUAGAAAUGGCUUGCUUUGCCCAGAACAUGAUCCACACAUUCCCGUUUGAGAAGGUGGAGAAACUCAAGAGACUCCGUGACCUCUGCCUGUAUGCCAACAGACUCAAAGACAGAGACAAAAUUGAGCAGUGCAUGCACCUACUCGCCAAACAGGAGGGAAUGCUGCGUGCUGAGGAGAAUCGAUGCUACCUUCCCAGGCUUGGAGGGGUGUGUGAUGGCCCUUUCAAAGUGUGGCAGCAGGACAUUCUGUGGAUCCGUGACAACGAUGUGAAAGUGGUAGCCUGGGUGCACGAUAUGGCAGAGAGGCUCGAAGACAACCACGUCAUUUCAAAAAAGUGCAAACCAAACAGGUCUGCACUGCCAACUCUGAUGAGGAACAGCCGGAUCGUGUGCGUAGUGUGCACCAAGCAGAUGUUUAAGAGGCUGGAGGGGGAUGAAGACCCGGCAGACGCCAUCAGGAGAUACCUGAGUCAGAGCCCAGAGCACACCAUCAUGACCGUGGCUUACGAGGCCACCGGGAUCCACACUCUCCUGAUGCCUGAUGGCAGGCCAAAUUUCCACUUGCAGCGGACCUCAGAUGAUGACGGUGACAAAGCGCUGUUCUGCAAAUUGUUGGAUCAUGUGAAGAAUGCCCCUCGAAUCCGUACGCCUUGAGAAAGAGCUGGGUGGCAUUCAAAACCAACGAUUCAAGCCUUCUACUAAAACUACUACUAAAAUGGAAUAUGUAAGGAGGCCAAUUCACCCUCAAAGUUACUUACAAUUAUGUCUGAUCAGAAUUGUACACAAAUUCCCCUGGGCAGUGUGUACCUCUUAUCGUACAUGGUCAAACGUGGUCAACAUGAGCAGAUUAUUAUGUGUCAUUCCAGUACCUGUGCGUACUUCCAUAAAGUUUUGCUUUUGUUUGCAUGAAUUUUCAGACCUUGAGCUUGUAAACAUAAUUCCGUGACUCUUCCAGGUCAGAGGAACCCUGCUGUCCUCAUCUCUCUGACUAAGAUUCUCAUGCUCUGUUGCUCUACUUUAAUUUACAUCAGGAGGAUUUUCAGGACCCUGGCAAAAAAGAAAGCACUUCACACAGUGAAAGAUUUCAGAAGGUUCAAGUGAAAGUGCCGGGGGAGUUACAGUUAAACAUUCCCCUCAAGUUUGCAUCAGUUGAUUUUCAAAGAUUUCUGAAAAUUGCGCAUUAUUGUGUGGUCAGGAAAAUCUGACGACAAGAGAGUGGCAAAAUACGAAAUCCUUUUGAACAGAUCUAUUUUAAGAUACAUUUAUGAUCUUGAAAAGGAUCAUUGUGCCAAGCAAAACAAAAUGAAAAGCAUAAACAAUUUAUGGCCUUUUGGAGAGAAAUGACAACAAAAAUAAUGGCUUUUCAACAGAGACUGAAGAAAAGCUUCAAACAGGACUCCAAAUGCUUUGUUAGAUUUCAACAUGGGGAUUCACAUUUCUGAAAUAUGAUCAUUUAAAUUUGGAACAUUUUAUUCAGUUUGACUGCUGUUGUAAGUGGAUUACGUCUACAUCAUGUGACUGUCUCUGAACACUUUGUAAGGAUUUAAAACAGGAAUUGACAUUAAGAAAAUUGGAUGUACUUAGACUUUGAAUGUUGUAAACAAAAACUGACUUUUGCAUUGACUACAAUUGUGUGAGACAAUUUAGCUGGUUUGCUGUGCUGCUUGCAUGUUCUGUUUCAUGAAGAAAAUGCUUAAUAGGAUGUUAGGUGUGCAUGUUGUUUAGCAGAGCAAACACUUUAGACACUUUGUGUUGUCAAAAUGGACUGUUCUGAGCAGGAUGUUGCGAUGUAGAAAUUUCCCGUUUACAGUGAUUGCAGAAUGUUUGGAAGUGAAUAUUCCUUGGCACAAGUUGAAGUUUGUGCUGCUGUACAAGUAACAGAAAAAUUAUCCUUAGACUGUUAGAGUUUGGGGUAAAUUUCAGCCAUUUUCCCCUUCAGUACAUGGCCCUUCCAGGCAAAAUCAAUCUGGAACUUUCACAGCAUAUAUUUUGGCACAUUUUGUACAAAGAAACAUCACAAGAACAGAGAAAACACAGUGUGACAGAAAACACCCAGUAUUGUAUUUUGGUUGUAUCUUCAUCUCAAUCUCUGCCCUUGGCCCAAAUUCAUAACACUGCUCAGCAGCCGAUUUUCUGAUGUCGGAGCCUCUGUCUAUAUUUUGGAGCAAGUUAAGCAGUUAGCACAGCAAAAGAAACUUAAUCCUGAAGGGAAAGAUACAUGUAUUUAUGCAAACAUCCCAACCAAGAAACAGCGCUAAGGCAGCAGGAUGAUUUCUGCUAGGGUAAGCACAUCAUUUUGCUGUUUUAUUUAACAGUGGUAUGAAGUUGGGCUAGCAGUUUCCGACAACACAUCAAAGUUGUGUUUAAAAUGUGUUUCAUGACCACGUUUUGUUUUUGUGCAGUGGUGACUUGGAUGAUUGCAUUCAAGUAACAAUGGAGGUAAUGAUGAGCUUUAUUGGGAAUUUUUUGAUAAAUGAGAAUGGCUUCAAACAAAGCAGAAAGGCUAGUUUUAAGAAAAAUGUACAUGUACAAUAAUCAAUAUUGAUUGCUGUGAAAAACUGAUUACAGCUGUUUCUAGGUAGAAUGGACCACUUGCAACUAUCAAAACAAUAGCUGAUCAAAUUGGCUCAAAGAAAGUAAUGUCUUAUGCUAUUACUUUGGAAGUUAGAUUGGAUUUUGAACAGGAUCAUUAAGUAAAACUGACAAAACAUGACAAAGUAACUUGUGAAUUGAUAAUAAUACCCAUAAAUACUGCUUACCGGUAGUAUGGUUUCAUUCAAUCUGUAUUCAAUUAUUUUAAUUUCAAAACUUCAUUAAGUCAAUGAUAAUAAUUUGGCUUUGAUAAUGACAAUUUCAUAAUGGGUUUUGCCCUUGCAAUAAUGUGUAUAUCCACAAUGAGCAAGCUUGUGAUUUUUUGGUAACUCUGAGAACACACUGAGCAUACAGCACUUGUGAAUAUAAUUUCCCAAAUAUGAUGAAGUCCUAUUUUGGUACGGUACCUUCUAGAAGCCCACCCUCUCACAGUUGCCUACAGUCAGUUUCAACAGGUUUUAUACAGUGCAAUGCAGCUUCAUGAGUCAAUACAGCGCAAGAUGAGGUUUAUGGACACCUGGUACUCUUUUUUAUUGAAUAAGUUGAAUAUUUUAUCCUUGUGGAAAAACUGCAUGACUUUUGAAUAGAUGCGUACAUGUACAGCAUAUCACAUUUGGGAGUUCUUGCAUUUGGCUUUGCACGGGACUCUGCACUUAACAAUCCAACUGACUUCC